AACAAAUCAUAUCACAGAAGGCUUGAGCGCAUUGUUAAAGCAGAGGUAUUUAUGUAAAUUCAAUUAUCCACAAUAAGCCCUCCAUAAACCCUAGCCAGUGAUAACCGGACUGAAGCCCGAUUCCUUCACUCAGCCGGUCGAUCCAUUUUGUUGCGAGCACUGAUGGCGAAGCGGCUGAUUCGUUUCAAUCAUGUUAUAUUGGAGAAGAUAAUUCCUUCCUCGAAUACAAAUACCGGCAUCCUUCUUCCCGAGAAGAGCGGCAAGCUUAACUCUGGUAAAGUUGUGGCAAUUGGUCCUGGAAUACGAGAUAGAGAUGGGGAAAAAAUAUCUAUUUCUUUGAAGGAAGGAUUUGUUCUUCUUUUGCAUGACUAUGGUGGAACUGAAGUGAAACUUGAAGGCAAAGAGAGCAGCUGGGAAAGCUUUUACACGAGAAGCUCUAAAAGGAAUCUCUGCAGGUCAAUUCAGAGGAUGGGUUCAUUGAGAGGGGGAUUUUUCUGUUGUUUCAGGAGUUAUUUAAUGCUUUACAGGUCUCCAAUUGGCUUGCAAAGUGGGUCUAGAGUAUGCCUCUCCUCCUCAGCAUUUGAUGGGUUUGACAAGAAUGAAAUUGAGGAUGAUGAUUUUUUAUCUGAUCAGAAGGAGAUAGAACCUCAAGGUGUCGACCCCAGAAAAGGCUGGGGUUUCCGAGGCGUGCAUAAGGCUAUCAUUUGCGGCAAAAUUGGGCAGGCUCCUGUACAAAAAAUAUUGAGGAAUGGAAAAACGAUUACCAUAUUUACUGUUGGGACAGGGGGUAUGUUUGACCAAAGGAUUGUUGGAAAUGAAAAUUUGCCAAGACCAGCUCAAUGGCAUCGAAUCACGGUGCACAAUGAAAACCUGGGGGCGUAUUCUGUUCAACAGCUAGCAAAGAACUCUGCUGUUUUUGUUGAGGGCGACAUUGAAACUAGGGUUUAUAAUGAUAGCAUAACCGGUCAAGUUAAAAAUGUGCCAGAAAUUUGUGUUCGUCGUGAUGGCAAGGUUCACCUCAUCAAAUCCGGUGAUAGUGCUUCUGAAAUCAACUUGAACGACUUGAGAAAUGGAAUAUUUUGAUUGCUGUGCAAGAUGUUACCUGCCAUGAAUGAUUUGGGCGUAAUGCAAUCUACCUGUUAUCAUUUUUGCUCUAUGCUAUCUUUAACAUGAACUGAAUUAUACUGAAAUUGACUUUUGAAAAAACUAUGUUGUAUUUAAAUGAAUUGUGGAUUUAAAAAAAAAAAAAA
Messenger RNA from Phalaenopsis equestris, 1250 nucleotides. RefSeq names its product single-stranded DNA-binding protein, mitochondrial. The record is from RefSeq and is a predicted model, not a curated record. Gene Ontology annotation, molecular function: single-stranded DNA binding; ATP binding; protein folding chaperone. Gene Ontology annotation, biological process: mitochondrial DNA replication; protein folding; positive regulation of helicase activity. Gene Ontology annotation, cellular component: mitochondrial nucleoid. NCBI's taxonomy places the organism in Eukaryota, Viridiplantae, Streptophyta, Magnoliopsida, Asparagales, Orchidaceae.